Molecule: messenger RNA, 834 nt
Organism: Ceutorhynchus assimilis (cabbage seed weevil)
Lineage: Eukaryota; Metazoa; Arthropoda; Insecta; Coleoptera; Curculionidae
Source: the annotation of a GenBank genome assembly
AUGCAGCAAAUUCUUCUGUUUAGAGCCAAAACUUUUUUUGGCUUUAUAAAUAAAAUAUAUGUGCUCUUUUCAGCGUCAAGUAAACGCUGGGAGCUUGUUAAAUCUAAACUAAAAUUAUUGACGUUAAAAUCGCUCUCUGAGACAAGAUGGGAGAGUCGGAUUGGAGCAGUUAAAGCAAUAUUUUUGCAAUUUGAUGAUAUCAUAGACUGUGUAAAUGAUCUACAAGAUAGAGAUUCUGAUACUCUCAGUGACUGUGAAGCUAUCCUUAAUGAAAUAUUCACUUUCGAGUUUGUGGUUGCAAUACACGUUUGGUACGAAAUUUUGCUACGUGUCAACAAUAUAAGCAAACUAUGGCAGUCGGUUGAUGUUAACUUAAAGGGCGCCGUUGAUAAUUUAAAUUCUUUUUGUAACUGGAUACAAGAAUAUCGUAAUACAGGAUUUGAAGAAGCUGUGGCAAAAGCUCGAUUGCUUGUAGAAAAAAGUAGUUAUGAAAUCCCGACACAAUUCAAAGACAAAAGAAUAGCGCGAGAGAAAAGAAUGUUUGGGUAUGAACAAAUUGAUGAACUUAUGCAAUCUACUGAAAUACAGUUCAAAGUUGACUUUUUCAUUACUAUGGUAGAUUCUAUCAUAGCUGACACUAAACGUCGAUUUAAAGCACUUAACAAAUACUUCGAACGAUUUUGUUUUAUUUACGACAUAAACUAUUUGAAAUCUCUAUCAAAAAAAGAUCUGCACAAGCAUUGUAAGGAUUUGACCACAAUACUACGGCAAGGUGAAAAAAAGCGACAUUCAGCCCUUCGAGAUAUUUGGGGAACUCCAGCUUUUCAGGUCUAA